ACAUAUAUAAAGCAAGGUUUUUAUAAAUGGUAUAGGCAAAAUCAAACACUUAUAAGGCUGACUCUCUGGUCCAUGUUGUGGGAACUAUACGCCGAUCUUUGCCGAGUAAGAAGCGAAGAGUUUAGGACGCCAUGACUCCACUGAGAAAGCUAGCCGAACUCUGCCUUAUUUUGACAACAGUCCACUUCUCACUUGGCCAGUACAAGCCGUUCGACUGUCGACGUCCCGGGAUCAUCUGUCAAUCAGGCCAGGGACAGAAAGGGGCGUGUCAGAAUGACGGCACGUGCUCGUGUCCUAACUCCGCCUACGAGGGAUAUGACUGCGGAUUGAGAACAGACACACUGAAGACCUCAGGAUGUUCCGUCAACUGUGGCAGCAACGGGCAAUGUUAUAAUGACGGAACUGCCGAUAGGUGUCGCUGUAGGGCCGGAUACUACGGAAGUAACUGUGAGCGGAAACGAGUCAGCGUUGCGGAUUGCACCUCAAACAGCAUGAGAGUCAAUAUCAAUCCACUCGGGAAGUUCAAAGGGAAGAUUUAUGUGUCCAUGCUCUCGCUGACGUCCGCGUGCGUAUUUACAACGAUCCCGGCCGGUGGAGAUGAGGCAGGAUAUCAGCUGACGCUAAGCCUAAGCGACAAACCGGCGGACAAUCCCUGUGCGUCACAACUGAAAAAGAGUGGUAACGCCUCCACAUAUGACGUCAUUGUUCAGUAUAGCUCCGCUUACCUGGCUCACACAGACGAGAAGCACACUGUCACGUGUUCUGAUGGCGGGAACGUUGGGUUGGUUGGUACUGUGAUCAACAGUGGUGGUCUGGAGGGAAUUGACCUUGGCGGCCUCAGUGGACAGUCAGUCAGCCAGACGUCACUCAACGUCCCUAUCACCAUGCAGGUCAUUAACGAAGACACGGGCAAUCCCGUCUCCUCCGUGAUUCGAGUAGGAGAACGCCUUACGCUGCAAGUUUCCAUGGAUACAACUAAACCAAAUGACUAUGUGGAUUUCUUCGUUGAGUCUUGUUCCAGUUUUAACCGUGACUACCGAUCAAACUCUGCCACCACAUCCGGUCAGCUGUUGGAAAAAGUCCUUGUCUUGGACAGGUGCCCCUCCCCCGAUGCCAUGGACGUUCUCUCCGGUGACCUCCAGAAGUCCGCGAACACGGUGUCCAUCGGCUUCCGGGGCUUUAAGUUUGAGGGACAGGAUUCUCUUUACAUGUCCUGCUCGGUGAAGCUGUGUCGGGCGGCGGACAGAGCUAGCUGUGAACCGAAAACGUGUGACGGCAGCUCGACAAGAAAAGGUUACGGGCGUAAGAGAAGACAGGUGGACGAAGACAACAAAGUGAACGUCACCAGGAAGGUCUUCGUUGUUACCUUUGGAGACAACACCGUUAUGGAGCCAGUGGACACGUCCCCAGUCGUGGAGAAGGAACGAUGCAUGGAGAAUACCGCCUUUGUGGCAAUUGUAGCGGUAUUCGGGAUCGUGCUGACGGCUGCUGUCGUGGCGGCCAUUUUGCUAUGCCUGCGUACUUAUCACUUGCAGAAGAAGAAAGUUGGUGGGAAGGCUUAA
Messenger RNA from Liolophura sinensis, 1562 nucleotides. RefSeq lists its product as uncharacterized. NCBI's taxonomy places the organism in Eukaryota, Metazoa, Mollusca, Polyplacophora, Chitonida, Chitonidae. Bases 132 to 1562 code for a protein of 476 amino acids. The record is from RefSeq and is a predicted model, not a curated record. The transcript has 11 exons.